AUGGACCCUCUGACGGCCAUAGGCCUCGUUUCCAACAUCCUCUCAUUCAUCGACUUCAGUGCCCGACUUAUCAAGAGCGCCAAGGAAGCCCACGAUUCUCAGCAUGGGGUCCUCGAGGAAAAUCGGAGCCGUGAGGCGGUUGUGCGAGACAUGCAGCGAAUGUCAACACGGAUGUUGGUCUCCGGAUCGCCAGACAAAGCGGACGACAAUUCAAAACUCAGUAAUCUGACAAGGGCUGAGACGCUUGAGAAGUUGGACAGCUUAAUUCAAGCGUCGAAACUGGACGAGGCCAAGCUGAACAGGAUUGAGAGCCACAUUGCACAGCUACGCGAAAAUAUCAGUUCAGCCCCUUCCACUUCGGAAGCUAAGCCGAUGCUGAUGACGCUUCUUGCGGAGGAAGAGAAAGUCUUCACAUCAAUGGCUCAGGGCAAAAUACUGAGCUGUCUCUCCUUUGAGGGAAUGGAUCGACGCUCUAACAUGGUGGUUGAUACACAUUCCAAUACCUACGAAUGGAUACUAAAAGACGACUCCGUGGCCGAGGAACCGUCUGAGGAGCACGAUGGGGACAGUGUGGUUGACAGCCAGCCACGGGGAGUUGAAGACAUUGAGAAAAUCCGUGCAAGAGAGAAGCUUAGGACAUGGCUGGGAAGCAGAAGUUCGCGCGAUGUUUUCCAUCUGUCUGGAAAGUUAGGAUCUGGAAAGUCGACGUUGAUGAAGCACAUACGGGCGAGUCCUCGCACCGAAGAGAAACUCAACUCGUGGGCAGACGGCCGCAAGUUGACCAUCGCCUCCUUCUAUUUCUGGAAUAUUGGCUCCGAUUACGAAAACCAGUGCCCAGACUUCAUACCCCAGGUCUGGCCGGCUCAAUGGGCACAAGCCAAUUCGGCGCCAUGGCUUGUCUCCAAAACCAUCGAAGUCUCAGAAAAAGACGUAAUUCAAGCCUUCCGCGGAGUCAUUGAGGCUCACGAUGUGCUGAAGAGUCACUGCUUUGCCUUUUUCAUCGACGGCCUCGACGAGUUCCAGGCGACCGUACAAGACGACCAUCGAGACUUGGUGAGAUUAUUGUGCAAGUGGGCAGCAAAUCCAUCUGGAAAUAUCAAGUUAUGCGUAUCAAGCCGAGAGUACCCCGCCUUCAUGGAUGGUUUCACACCAACUCUGAGAAUCCGCUUCCAUGACUUGACGAGGCGCGACAUGGACAUCUAUAUUCGAGACAAGCUUGCGCAUGCGAGCGCAGAAGAGAGCUUCGAAAAUCUUGUCUCAUUGAUUAUGAGCAAGGCAAACGGGGUUUUCCUAUGGGUAGCACUCGUAGUAAAAUCUCUCAGGGAGGGACUGGAGGACGGCCUGUCGUGCUCAGACCUGACACAAGAGGUUGAUAUUCUCCCGGACCAAUUGGAAAGUCUCUACAAACACAUUUUAAUGUCUAUGGGGAAGUCAAAACGCAGGAAAGCUUACCAGACGUUUUCGAUGGUGAUGGAGCUCAAGAAACACGGCGACUACAGAAUGUCACUACUCGCAUAUUCCUUUCUUGAGGAGUACGAGGCCGGAGAAAACUUCUUCAUGAACGGAGACAACGUCUUCCCCAUGAGCAAGCUCACCGGCGAGCAGGGUACGAAACGGGCGGAAUCUUCAAGCAGAAGAUUAGCCGGCUGGUGCAAAGGCCUCGUCGAGCCUUACGAACGGCCUCUGUGGAGUACAGGGCCUACAAGUGAGGGACCUUGCAUGGCUGCUUGGAAAAGCUGGCCCAUGGAGCUAGACUUCGUGCAUCGAAGCAUCUCGGACUUCUUGGAAUCAGAUGAAGUCCAACAUGACAUGCAGCUCAACUUGAGACGUUUUGAUCACGUCGACGCCGUUCUUAACCUGAUGGUUAGCGACGUCUUGUAUGAGAACGCAACGUCAGUAUACAACACCUCGCGGUCAGGAAUCACAAAUUGUAUACUUCUGGAGAUCAUGAAACGUUAUGAUCUGGUACAAGCGCCGUAUACCUAUCUCCAACGCGUUGGAGAAUUGCUGGCCGUUGGAAAGACGAGAGAGAAACUGUCUGCAAAAACGAUGUCUCUCAUGGUCUUUAGUUGGCCAGGCGAUGAAUACAGAUAUCAUUCGGUCGUCGACUGGGCCGAGGACGUCUCGGAGACCCUUGAGACAGUCGAAACAAAUGCUGAUAUCUCGUCCAACUCAGGAGAGACCAAGGAAGACGGUACCAGUGGUGCCAACCUCACUCCUGCUACCGAGAACAUGCUAAAAUUAGAAGACACUGAAUAA
Diaporthe citri is the source of this 2259-nucleotide messenger RNA. RefSeq lists its product as uncharacterized. The record is from RefSeq and is a predicted model, not a curated record. Lineage: Eukaryota; Fungi; Ascomycota; Sordariomycetes; Diaporthales; Diaporthaceae. The coding region runs from base 1 to 2259 and encodes 752 amino acids. The transcript is spliced from 6 exons.